Bipolaris sorokiniana ND90Pr is the source of this 417-nucleotide messenger RNA. RefSeq lists its product as uncharacterized. The transcript has a single exon. Lineage: Eukaryota; Fungi; Ascomycota; Dothideomycetes; Pleosporales; Pleosporaceae. The coding region runs from base 109 to 408 and encodes 99 amino acids. The record is from RefSeq and is a predicted model, not a curated record.
GGUGUUUAGAGACGGACAGAGAAAGGAGAGCAGAAGAGAUGCAGAAGCCAAGGAGACAAAGUCAGGCAGCGAUUUCAAGGUAUAUCAGGUUCGGCAACAGGUGCCAAAAUGUUCAUAAGCCGUUGCACGGGCUGGGUUGUGCAAUGGGCUGCUACACUUUUGUUUCGGUGGUGGAAACGCGGCAUGUUUGAUGUGUGUCUUGGCAAGCAGAGGAGGUAUAGAAGCAAGUCCAGAAGUGGCAGACGACCCGCGUCGACGAUUUGUGGUCGAGGGGCGUUUUCUUUUUUGUAUGUUCUGAAUCAACUGGUUUCACCGAGUGCGAUGGAGUCGAGUGCAGAUGAAGAUGGAUUGAAACAGGAAAAAAAGAGUAGGCCUUGGAGCAUGUCGUGGGUGCGUGUGUGUGUGUGAGUGGUGUGU